Molecule: messenger RNA, 2376 nt
Organism: Lodderomyces pseudojiufengensis
Lineage: Eukaryota; Fungi; Ascomycota; Pichiomycetes; Serinales; Debaryomycetaceae
Gene: MEF2
Product: Mef2p
Exons: 1
Coding region: 1-2376 (791 amino acids)
Biological process (GO): ribosome disassembly; mitochondrial translation
Cellular component (GO): mitochondrion
Molecular function (GO): GTP binding; GTPase activity
Source: RefSeq, a predicted model, not a curated record
AUGAUCUUACUACGACCUCGAACCUUCAUUACACCAUCCCUUUUUCGAAGAUGUUAUUACUCAACGGUGAAUGAUAUUGCUCUACCUAAGACCAGAAAUAUUGGAAUAAUAGCACAUAUAGAUGCAGGUAAAACUACAACUACAGAACGUAUGAUAUAUUAUAGUGGUAGAUCAAAAAGAAUAGGAAAUGUUGAUGAAGGAGAUACUAUUACAGAUUAUUUGCCAUCAGAAAAAGAAAGAGGAAUAACAAUUCAACUGGCAGCUAUAACAAUUCCAUGGAAUGAAAAUAAAAUUAAUAUAAUUGAUACACCAGGACAUGCUGAUUUUACAUUUGAAGUUAUAAGAUCAUUAAGAGUUUUAGAUGGUGCAAUAACUAUAUUAGAUGCAGUUGCUGGAGUUGAAGCCCAAACUGAAAAAGUAUGGAAACAAUCAAGUAAUUUAAAUUUACCAAGAAUAAUAUAUGUAAAUAAAAUGGAUAGACCAGGAGCUGGAUUUAGUAGAACCGUUAAAGAAGUUAUAACUAAAUUAGAAACAAGAGUUGUUUUAUGUAAUUUACCAUAUUUUGAAAUUUCUAAUGAUCAAGAGAUUGAAUUUAAAGGAGUAAUUGAUAUAAUUCAUGGAAAAUUAUUAAAAUGGAAAGAUGAUAGUGAUGGGAAAAGUAUUGAAGUUGAAUCAUUAACUCCAGAUCAAUUUGAAAUGUUUUCAAAAGCUAGAGAAUCAAUGGUUGAAACAUUAGGAGAAUAUGAUGAAUCAAUUAUUGAUGCGUUUUUAGAAACUGAAGAUUAUAAGAAAAUUGAUUCAGAACUAUUAGAUCAAGUUAUAAGAAAAGCUACAAUUGAUAAUUUUAUAACUCCUGUAUUUUGUGGAUCAUCUUUUAGAAAUAUUGGAGUUCAACCGUUAAUGGAUGGAAUUGUGAAAUAUUUACCUUCUCCUUUACAAUCUUCAAUACCAGAGAUUAAAAGUAAGAAUAAACAAAUAGCCAAAAAAAUGGAUUCAAAAGGAUUAAUAUUCAACAAUGAUCAUAAUCUUACCAUAGGUCUCACAUUCAAAGUUAUGACUCACGCAACUCGAGGACCAAUGGCUUUUGUUAGAGUUUAUAGUGGUAAAUUAUCAGCUUCAUCUAAUAUUGUAAAUACAAGAACUGGUAAAAAAUUAUUAAUCAGAAAAUUAUUAAUUAUGCAUGGUGAUUCACCAGAAGAAGUUAAAAAUGUAGGAGCAGGAAAUAUUGCUGUUAUACCUGGUUAUGAUACAGAAUUUCGUACCGGUGAUACUAUAGUUGCAACGAAUAAAAAAUCAAUAGGUGCAUUAGAAUCAAGUUUAAAACUUAUGCCUAUUGAUAUACCACCACCUUUAUUUACAUCAUCAAUUGAACCACAUACUGCUGGUGAUGAAGCACAUAUGAAAAAAUGUUUAGAUAUUUUAAUUCGUGAAGAUCCUUCUUUAAAAGUACAUGUUGAUGAAGAAAUGGGACAAACUGUUUUAAGUGGUAUGGGAGAAUUACAUUUAGAUAUUGUUCGAGAUAGAUUAAUAAAUGAUAUGAAAGCAAAAGCAAAUUUAAGAGAAGUUGCUGUAGCUUUUAAAGAAUCAUUUAUAAAACCACCAACUAAAAUUGUUAAUGAAGGUUUAGAAAUUACUGUUAGUCACGUUGAAAAUUGUCGUGAAUAUGAAAAUGUUGAUGGUGCACAUAUUUAUGAAGAUGAAAAUAAUGUUAUAAUAUUAUCAGAUUCUGCUGCUUCUGAAUUUGUAAAAGAAUGUUUAUCGGAAAGACGAUGGAAAUGUCCUAAAUCAAUAGAAGAUUUAAAAGAAGCUAUAAUUAAUGGUUGUUUAACUUCACUUCAAAUGGGUGGUCCAAAUUUAGGUUUAACUAUAAAUUCAACUCUAAUUCAAAUUGAUAAAUGGGAUGCUGCUGUAGAUAAAUCUGAAGAUUUGAUUCCAACAUUAAUGCAAGCAGGUAGAACAUCUAUUCAACAAUUAAAAAAUGAUUCUAAUUUUGCUAUAUUUGAACCAAUUAUGGAAACAAAAGUUCAUGUUAAUUCAGCAGAUUUAGGUGAAGUAUCACAUGAUUUAACUCAAAGAUGUCAUGCAGUAAUAAUAUCAGUUGAAGAUGAAUCUAAUCAAAAUAUUGAAAUUGCUAAUUGGUCAAUUGAAGAAUCUGAAAAAAUUUAUUUACCACCUGAUUAUACUUUAUCAUCAACUAAAAAAAGAGAUCUUUCAAAUAAAAAAAUUAUUAUAGCUGAAACACCAUUAAAAGAAAUGAUAGGUUAUUUAUCUAAAUUAAGAGCUUUAACUCAAGGUAGAGCAACAUUUGAUAUGAAUUUUAUAGGAAUGAAACGAGUUGUUGGAACAAGAAUUGAUUCAAUAACUAAAUCUACAUAA